CUACUCCCAGCUCAUCUCUGUAUGGUAUGGCAACGCAUUUACCAGCAGAGAAUAGCAGAAAUUUUCAAAGUGGCAAUGGAUCAUUUCUAGAUUGGAGCAGCGACCUUGAGACAUUAUUUCUCCAAAAAUCGCAAAUACGUUUCACGUGAGCUUGACAUCCUUGAGAGAUAUGUGGAGAAGAUUCUGAAGUUUCACUGGAUCACCGGCUAAUGCAAAAAAAAACAUGCCUCAAGGCAGGAGAAAGACCCCAUUUAGUGGGAAAGCUAAAAAGCAGCAAAUGCAAGCUAAAAAACAACGUCAGAACCGAAUGCUCUUUGCACAUAGUCAUGGUAAAGAUGACAACGAAGAUGACGACGACCUUACAAGUAGGGGAGCUAUACAGAAAAUAAAUCAGCAGCCCCGAGAUGGGAACAGCAGUAAAACGGGGAAAUAUGCCCUUCAAUUCUAUAAUGAAAGUAAAGAAGAAAUUAAAAAGCGCAAGGAGGAUUCUAGAACUACGAUCCAGCCUGUUUCUUUGGAGGAACAAGAAAUUUCGGAUAAUUUUUUUCCACCUGAAAUAGAUUUACCAAAGAGACCUCCGUGGGACUACAAUAUGUCUAAAGUGCAGCUCGAUUUGAGGGAACAAAGAUACUUUACCGAAUACUUAAAAAACAUUGAAACUUUAAAGAACAUUAGUUAUUUUGAAUUGAAUUUGGAAACCUGGCGGCAGCUGUGGCGAGUAUUGGAGAUGUGCGAUGUUCUGUUGAUUAUUGUAGAUGUCAGAUAUCCAGUGUUGAUGUUUCCUCCAUAUUUAUAUCGUUAUGUAACAGAAGAUUUGAGAAAGGAAAUAAUUUUAGUAAUGAACAAAGUAGACCUAGCACCAGCAGCUUUGGUGGUUGCGUGGCAAAAUUAUUUCAAGUCCGAAUACCCAAAGCUGAGAAUUUUGGUGUUUACUUCAUUUCCCGAUUACAAUCUGAGAGGUAAUGUUUCCGAAGGAGAUGGAUUAAAAACCAGAAGAAGAAAAGGGAAGUUGAGAAUGGCAGCAGAAGGAGCCCAAAAACUAUUGGAAACAUGUAAAGAGAUCGUUGGAAACCAAGUCGAUCUGAGUUCUUGGCAUGAAAAAAUUCAAGAAGAGAUACAUUCCGAAUAUGAUAUGGAUGACAUAGAAAGAAAAGAUAACGUUAUAAUCGAAAAGGAAGACACUACCUUUUUCAAACAUGAGUUAUAUAAAAAUGGUGUUUUAACUAUUGGUUGUGUCGGCACUCCAAAUGUAGGCAAAUCCUCAUUGAUAAACGCAUUAAUGGGUAAAAAAGUCGUGAGCGUUUCCCGCACUCCUGGCCACACGAAGCAUUUCCAGACCAUUUUUCUCACUAAAUCUGUGUGCCUAUGCGAUUGCCCUGGUUUGGUAUUUCCUUCGACGGUACCAAAGCAACUACAAAUAUUGAUGGGAUCCUUUCCGAUUGCUCAAGUUCGUGAACCAUAUACGACCGUAAAGUUCUUAGCUGAGAGAUUGGAUUUACCAAAAUUGUUGAGGUUGCAACAUCCAGACAAUGACGAUACAUGGUCUGCCAUGGAUAUAUGCGAUGCAUGGGCGUGUAAAAGAAAUUAUAUGACUGCGAAGGCUGCAAGGUUGGAUACGUACAGAGCAGCAAAUUCUUUAUUGCGAAUGGCAUUGGAAGGAAAAAUUUGUUUAUUCGUAUUUCCACCUGGAUGGACUGCAAAUAAAGCAAAGUGGGAACAACAUCCCGAUGUUGAGAAAAUUAGAUGGAUUCAAGCACGGGCCCAUGCAGACCAUGAUGACAUCGGUGGAAAAGUAUCUUCGUCCUCUGAAGAUGAAUUCGAAGAAGAAGACGACGCUGCAACCCAUUCAAGUUCCACGAGAGUUGAAGAUAACGAAAGUUCAGGUGAUUCGACAGAUGAAGAGCCCGACAUGCCAACGACCAUUAAUAAAUUUGGGGCAUUGUCCACCGAGUGUUGAAGAAUAACUCAAUCCAUGGAAUGUGUACACAGGAAAUGUAUCAAAGCAAAUUCAUAAAGUGACAUUAUUUUAAUGAUAUUCGAUGAUUCGGACUGUUGUCAAAGUUUCCUUAAAGAUUUAAAUCCGAAAGCACAAGUAAUUAAUUACCUCAUUUAUUUCACUUUGCGAACAGAACGAUAUAUGUGACAACAUAUUUAAUAAGUAAAAACGUUAUAAUAUGUAAUUUACAACUUAUCAUAGAUGCACCACGUUUACGCCAUUAAUAAUGUCAACCGUGCGAUGACGAAUUAAAUAUUUACAUCCCCU
Messenger RNA from Orussus abietinus, 2263 nucleotides. It is a transcript of the gene Ns4, whose product is annotated as guanine nucleotide-binding protein-like 1. The record is from RefSeq and is a predicted model, not a curated record. Gene Ontology annotation, molecular function: GTPase activity; GTP binding. The transcript is spliced from 6 exons. Lineage: Eukaryota; Metazoa; Arthropoda; Insecta; Hymenoptera; Orussidae. Bases 224 to 1957 code for a protein of 577 amino acids.